Molecule: messenger RNA, 2752 nt
Organism: Carica papaya (papaya)
Lineage: Eukaryota; Viridiplantae; Streptophyta; Magnoliopsida; Brassicales; Caricaceae
Source: RefSeq, a predicted model, not a curated record
CCGCUCCUCCUCCACCUCAACCCCCCCGGCAGCGUUCAAUCAUACCUAAAACCCUUACUCCACUUCGCGCAGAACCCCUCCCUCCUUCUUCACUAUUUUCUCCAGAAAGACCAUCUCAAACGUACAAGAGAGCUACCACUAAUCAACAAAUGGGUUCAAAAAAUAGGAAUCGGAAUAAAAGAGCUAAGCCGGGGAAUUCAGAUGAUGCUACGCUGCCUUCGAAGUCUCGGAACGGCCAUCAUCCCGGCGACAAUGAAUCCAAAAUCAUCAGUGAUCCCCGGUUCGCGUCAGUGCACUCGGACCCGCGGUUUCAGAAGGUUUCGAAGCGGGAGUCGAAGGUGGCGAUCGACGCUCGGUUCCAGCGUGCCUUCACCGACAAGCGCUUCGCUUCAUCUUCGGCUCCAUUGGACAAGCGAGGCAAGCCUAAGAAGGAGAAGAGCUCUGGAGAUUCUCUACGACACUUUUACCGGAUGGAGGAAGAUGAAGAACAGAAAGAAAGAAGAAGACAGAGGGAGGAUACGGAUAGUGAGGAGGAGGCGGAAGAGCCUGAGGAAGAGAGUGAGGAAGAGGAAUUAGGAGAAAGUGAAGGAGAAGAGGAGUCGGAGACUGAGUCAGAAGAUGAGAAAUUGGUGGCGGAAGGAGGUGAAGUGGAGUCUACUACUGAUGAAGAAGAAGAGGAUGAGGAGGUGGUUUAUGAUGAUGGAGAGCCUGAAAUACAGGAAGAGAAUAUACCUGUGAUUGAAAAAGAAACCCGAAGGCUUGCUGUUGUUAAUAUGGACUGGAGGCAUGUUAAGGCUGUGGAUUUAUAUGUAGUAUUGAGCUCAUUUCUCCCUAAAGACGGGCACAUUUUGUCAGUAUCCAUCUAUCCAUCUGAGUUCGGACUUCAGCGCAUGAAAGAGGAAGAAGUUCAAGGACCUGUUGGGUUAUUUGAUGAUGAAAAUGAGGAAAAAGAUAAAGAUGAUGACGAUGAUGAUGAAAUUGAUAAUGAGAAAUUGCGUGCUUAUGAGAGAAGUAGACUAAGAUAUUAUUAUGGUGUUGUAGAAUGUGAUUCGAGUGCAACAGCAGACUAUCUUUACAAAGCUUGUGAUGGAACUGAGUUUGAGAGAUCGUCAAAUGUGUUUGAUUUAAGAUUUAUACCUGAUUCCAUGGAAUUUAAACAUGAAGCUUGUGAUGUUGCUACAGAGGGACCUUCAAAUUAUGAGGGUUUAAAUUUUCAAACUCAAGCGCUGCAGCUAAGUAAAAUUCGACUUUCAUGGGAUGAGGAUGAGCCACAACGUGUGAAGACCUUGAAACGUACAUUCAAUGCUGAGCAGUUGGCUGAGUUGGAACUGAAAGAGUUUUUGGCUGAUGAAAGUGACAUUGAUGAUGAUGAGGAUGAAAUCACAGAGGAUCAGUUUGACGAAAAACAGAAAAAGCAGGCCACAGGAAGCCACCCUGAUGAAAAACUGAAAAAAAGAGAUAUUUAUCGUGCAUUGCUCCAGUCUGGGGAUGGUUCAGAUGAAGAAGGUAAAGAGGAUGAAGAUGAAGGCCAAGAUAUGGAGGUCACUUUCAAUACUGGGUUGGAAGAUUUAAGCAAGCGCAUUCUAGAGAAGAAGGAUAAGAAAUCAGAAACUGUUUGGGAGGCAUAUCUCAGAAAAAGACGUGAGAAGAAGGCAGCCAGAAAAAAUAAAUCCAAGUAUUCUUCAGAGGAUGAUGAGAGUAGUGACACUGAUCAAGAAGCAAUAGCAGAACAACCUGAUGACUUCUUUCUAGAAGAACCUCCCGUUAAAAGACUUAAGAAGGAUGUCCGAGGUAGGAGUGACAAAGAAGGAAAGCAGCAUCAAGAUACAGAGAAGGAAACAGAAGCAAGCAGAGCGGAGUUGGAAUUAUUACUUGCUGAUGACAAGGGGGUAGAAUCUGGUGUCAAGGGAUAUAAUCUGAAACCUAAGAAGGUCAAGGGGAAAAAGGGGAAAGAAAUUAUACAUGAGGACAAAAUACCAGCUGCGGAUUACGACGAUCCACGAUUUUCAUCUCUCUUCACUUCACCUCUCUUUGCGUUGGAUCCCACAGAUCCACAGUUCAAAAGGAGUGCAGCUUAUGCUCGGCAAGUAGCACAGAAGCAGCAGAAGAGUGACCGGCAAGAACUGGUGGGAAGUGAGCCUAAGAAGUUGCCUAAAAAAGCUCAAUUGCCUUCCGAGGAGGCUGAGAGGAGUGAAGAUAAGCACACAAAAACUGAAGCAUUACCAUCAAAGGAGAAAAUUGAGUUGUCUUCAUUAGUUAAAUCACUUAAGAUGAAGACGAAGCAAGUUCAGUUACCUUCAAAUAACGUGUCCUCCAAGAAACGAAAGAAUGCACUCUAGAUUUGCAGUGGAGAAGAAGACUUGAGUAUCCUCCGCACUAAAGAAGACAGUAACUAAGUCAAUACCAACUGAAACCAAGACAGAUAAGAUCUGCUUCCCCUGUUACAAUGUGCACUGCGCACAAAGAGGCCAUAGUCAGGCAGAGCGCGUUGGGUGGGGGAUACGUCCGGAAUGAAUUUUUUUUUAUAGAAAUAAAGGGAGCUAAAAUUUUGCCGGAAUCUGGGAUUCAAUGAUUGAGUUGGAGUACUAUUUCAGAAUGUUUUUUUUUUUUUUGUAUAAUUAAGUUCAUAGGUUUGCAUUUGCAAAAGAUACUGUGGAAUUUGGAGAGAAAAGUAUGUUUACCAUGUAAGAAUUAAUUAUAUCCAUUUUUUGUUUCCAGUGGGAGGAAUGAAAAGAGGGUCUGGAGAUGCGUA